Peromyscus californicus insignis is the source of this 15531-nucleotide messenger RNA. It is a transcript of the gene Lyg2, whose product is annotated as lysozyme g2. The transcript has 5 exons. Bases 7055 to 7690 code for a protein of 211 amino acids. Gene Ontology annotation, molecular function: lysozyme activity. The record is from RefSeq and is a predicted model, not a curated record. Gene Ontology annotation, biological process: defense response to Gram-positive bacterium; peptidoglycan catabolic process. Gene Ontology annotation, cellular component: extracellular region. NCBI's taxonomy places the organism in Eukaryota, Metazoa, Chordata, Mammalia, Rodentia, Cricetidae.
GGAUCUUUCUAUAUUUCUUUCCUGAAAUGUUGGUCCAGCAUUUGAUUGACAGGUGAGUAAAACCACCAUGUAAACCCACUUCUCCAGAUGAUACAGCACCUCACCUUUCAUGUAAAGGUUUACCUAAGCCAAGUCGUGUUUCAAAAGCAAUCAGCAGUUUAAAACCGGCAUUUCUGGGGUUUAGAUGGAAUUCUCUAGUGAGAUUUUCGUGAAAGAGCUCCCCUUCAGCCUUGUCUUCUGUCUUGUGUCUUGGACAGCAUGCUUCCAUUGGUGUGUAAGCCGAGCAGCAGACGCCUUGGCUGUAGUUACCUGUAUAACAAUUGCGGCUACUGUCCUUCCUCCAGUCCCACCAGACAGGCUGCAGAGUCCCAACAAUGUGUCCUGCUCUAUUUCCUUUGACUCUAAAGGGAGGCUUCGCCUGCCCUAUAAACCAACCCUUACUUCUUUCUCCCUGAGCCCAUGGAUAAAUCAACAAACAAAUGAAUAAAUCAACAAGAAGCUAAGCCUGAGAACAACUCAUCAUAAUCACUGGCAUGUGUAGGAGGCACCGCGGUUUAUAACAUGUCUCCACGUGUAUAAUUUAUUUUUAUCUUCAAAACGAAGUCCGGAGGCAUCAUUAUCAUCUGCAUUUUACAGAAGAAGAAAAUUAAGGCUCAGGGAGGUUCAGGGAGGUGCUCAUGGUCGUCGUGGUUGGCUGUUCUUUCUGAGAAAGGAGGUUUGUGGUUGGGAUUCAUAGAUCACAACAAGGCACAAACAGCAGUGUAGACUCGUGCGUGGGGAUGAAGGACAGUGGACGAUGGGAGCCUUAGACGCUGGACUCCAUACAGCCCCGAAGGGUACCAACCUAGGCUAGCUCAGGACACAAAGGAAGCUCUCCCAGUAUGCUCCUUUGAGCACGAGUUGUGACCUGCCUUCAUCAUUGCUUACGAACUUCUAAUUAAGACAAUGCUUCUUUGUUUGAUUUGGUUGUUUCUGGAACAGGGGCUAAGGUAGCCCAAUCUGGUCUCAGGCUUUCUUUGCAGCCAAAGUGGUUGUUGAAUUUCUGACCCCCCUCCAUUGACCUCUUAGAUGUUUGUGUUAUAGGCAUGUGCCACCAUGUGGGGUGCAAGCCCAACUCAAUUUCUAAACCCUCCUAUACAUCCUUUCUUACUCUCUUCCAAAUUCAUGGUCUACUGUUGUUGUUGUCACAUGCAUAUAUGUAUACACACACACACACACACACACACACACACACACACACACAUAUAUAUAUAUAUAAAAUCCUAAAUAUAACCUGCUCAGUCUGAAUAAUGUUACUUGUAUGUAUGUUUUCCGGGUUGAUCAUUUGGUAUCAGAUAACCAGUUGGUGUUUUCUUCCCUGGAGAAGAUUAUUUCUCCUACACUCAGCAUUCCUGUGUUGCCUGUGGCUCUUUGCGCAGGGCUGAGAGGCCCCGUGGUCUUUCCCUCAUCCACUUUAGCGUGUCUAUUGUUGUUGUCCUUAUUCAGUCAUGUUGGUGAGACUUUUUGGACAUAGCUUCUGAUGUUACGAGGAGACAAUCUCACAGUAAACUCCAGGACCUUCUGGCUCUUACAAUUUUUCCACCCCGUCUUCCACAAUGUUCCCUGAGCCUUAGGUGUGGGAGUGUUUUGUAGAUGUAUCUAUUGAGGCCAGGCACUGGCUGUGGUUUUCUGUAAUGGUCUUCAUAUAUUGCAAAGAGAAGUUUCCUUGAUGAGGAGUGAGACAAAUAUUUAUAGAGUAAUUAGAGAUUAUGUUGGUUUGGUAAAGUGGUGGUUGUGGAUUCUCCUUCAAGAUCCGUGACUUCACUAGCCUAGAGUAGCUGUACUUCUUAAUCUCAUGCCAUCAAAGUACUAACGAGGCUUGAAUGUACUUAGUUCUGAGAUCAGAUGAUAUUGGACGUGUUCAGGAUGGUUGGGCCAUAGACUGUAAGCUUUUCCAUUGCAGCUCUCCAAUGGUAGAGGCUUGUAAGGGCCAUUCUGGGGGCACUAGGAGCAAAGCCUCGAGGCAAAACUGAAAGAGAUGCUUUUAAAUAUGAUGCUAUUUUUUGCCUUAAACAUUCACACAGAUUUCACAUUCUUCUCCAUAAUAAGGGUGUAGAUUUUUCAGAUGUUUUCAUAUUAUUAUAAAAAUGAUGACCUUUGCAGGGAUGCAUGCCAUCUUCAUUCAUUCAGUCUCAGGAUCACCAGAUGAAUUGACUCAUUCCCCACUCAGAAAAACAAGGCUCAAGGAACUACAUAUCCUGACUUAAAGACAUCUCAAUUGUACCUUAAAAUGAUGUCACUUCAAGUCUCUAUCAGCCAUUAGUGAUAUGGUACCAUCCAACAAACCUUAGAAAAGCAGGACCAGAGGCUAGGAAGCUGGAAGAGCACCAAAAGAAAGGGUAGACAUUCUAUAGAAAUUCCAGAUGCAGCUGACUUUUUCUUGAGCACCUCUGCAAUGGAUCCUUGGUGCCCCAAUGACUCCCCCAAGCUGUACCCCCUCCACCACCUGGCUCCAAAUCACGAGCAGUAGCAACCAGGGCUGACAGCUCUGAUGAAAAAUGUCUUGUCUUGCAAUGCAAUGUAUUUGUUGGUGCUUCCAUGGCUGUGGAGAAUUCCCAGGUAACUCUUGACGCGCGCACCGUUAAACGCUUUCAAAGGCGGGGCUUCUAUCUGCCGCGACCUAGACAGCCAGACAGGGAGAUCUGGAUUUAAGGCUGAGACCACCAAACAACUCAUCAAAUAGCACCUCUCCCUGUACCUUCCUAGUGCUGUGACCCUUUGGUACAGUCCCUCAUGUUGGGGUGAUCCCCAACCAUAAAAUUAUUUUCAUUGCUUCUUCAUACUGUAAUUUUGAUACGGUUAUGAAUCAUAAUGUAAAUACCUGUGUUUUCCGAUGGUCUUAGGCGACCCCUCUGAAAGGGCCGUUUGACCCACCCCCUAAAGGGAUCGUGGCCCACAUGUUGAGAACCACUGCUCUAUAACAUCCUUCUCCAUAGGAAAAGAGGGGAAAAAAUGGGGUCUUCAAUUUAAAUCCUGGGCCUCCAUGUUGUCAAAGACUUCUACUACUGGUCAAUUGGAUGAUAGAGGAGAAAAUUCACUUUGAAAGCCACCCCCAAACACACUGUGACUUAGCUGUCACUAAGGUUUGGGUGAGAAUUAAAAUGUAGCCCACGUUUCCAAUUAACAAUGUCAAAAACUGAAUCAUAGAUCUAAUCUGUAUCCCUUGCUAGAUGGCCCUUGUUUGGAAUCCCUCUUUGGUAUGCAGAAUGCGUUUGACCUGCAGAGUUUUGCCCAUUGGGCAUCUGCUCUUGUCCAGUCUUUUAUCUCCAGACGCAGAAGAAAAACGAUGCCUGGACCAGUUGCUUGGCUAGUGUGUGACAGAGCUGAGAUGCCUGGACCAUACUCCUCUUGCCAUACCCCUGCCUCUGAUGAGACUGGCCAGAGGGUCAGUUUUGUGGAAACUGCAUGUGUCUUCCUUAGUCUAUUUCUGAGGCCAGUUAGAUGCUGGGGCUACUGGAUACCCACUGCUAAGGCCAGCACUCAAAUAUAUCAAGACUCAUUGGAUCCUACUAGAGAUUGCUGUACCAGAGUCAGGCACAGGCAGUUCUGUCUGGAAAGCGAGCGUGUGUAUUUUCCAUUUCUAUUUGGGAAAGCCUGAGGGACUGGUAGAGACUGUGUCAGGUGCCAAGGUCUCCUCAAGACCCUUCUGGAAAUAGUCACUCUUGCUGUCCUUGAAAAGUGACAGAGAAUCAUUUGGUGGGUUUCUUUUUAAACGGCAAGAUAUUGUUAAGAUCCUCAGGCCUAAGCUGGGCAGUGGUGGCGUAUGCCUUUAAUCCCAGCACUCGGGAGGCAGAGACAGGUGGAUCUCUGUGAGUUUGAGGCCAGCCUGGUCUACAGAGUGAGUUCCAGGAUAGGCUCCAAAGCUAGAGAGAAACCCUGUUUCAGAAAAGAAAAAAAUCCUCAGGCCUUUAGUCCCAGCACUGGGUGGGGGAUGGGGCAGAGGCAAGUGGAUCUCUGUGAGUUCAAGGCCAGCUUGGUCUACACAGUGAGUUCCAGGAAAGUCAGAGCUGUUACACAAAGAAACCCUGCCUAGAAAAACAACAACAGACUCCUUAUGUGUUCAAAUUUAGCCAUCCACCAGCUCAGUAGGUUAUAGGCGUAGGUUAUAGGCGUUAAAGUCUUGAUGAGUACAGCCACCCCUGCCGUGUCUUUGAGAACAUUCUCCCAAGCUUACUUCUUGGCAGUUCAAUACCUAUUAACCGAAUCAUUGCAGAGAAAAUGAAGUACUGUGGAUUCGGUCCAUUCACGUUAAUCUAUGCUGUAUCACUCACAGCACCACCCACAGAGAUAGUGGUGUGACUCUCUGGGGCUGGUGUCAUUUACUCAGACCACAGGUGAGGCUUUGGGUGCAGGCUACUUUGGACCUGUUGUAACAGUCACUCUGCAGGGUGGUUAGUUUAGAGAGUGAUCCCUGUGCUCUUGUAGGAAAACAUUGGUUAUAGAGUCUCACGGACCUGGGUUCCAAUCCUGACUCUGCCCCGCAGUUACUGGGCCAUCUUCGAUAAGUCACUUAGCUUUUCUGAGUCUCAGUUUCCUUAUUUCUAAAAUAACAAUACCCACCCCUAUUGGAGGAUGGAAUACUGUAAGUACAAAGGAGUCUGACAUUUGAGGACUGUCAAAUACAUUUUCUUCCACCGCCCACCCUGCCCAGUUUGAGCAAAGCAGAGUGAUUCACAUUUGUAAACAAUAGUUGAAGUUGCAGAGUUGUGAGUCUCGUGCCUAGAAACAUCAAGCCUCACCUCUGAAAGCGGGGAGAGGACCUGGGUGUGCUUCAUGUUCAGCACUGUUCUAUGAACGCUGGUAAUUCUGGGAGUUUCUAGGGACAGCAAGAGCCUCCACCUAGUUUCACCUUUAAAUUCUUUCUCCAUCCUUUCUUAUUCCUUUCUGAGCUUUCUCAUGUUUGUCCUGGAAGCCUUACGUCAGUAGCCCAAAUCGUCCCUGGCCAGCUCUUGGGCAGGCCACAAACACAAUGCCUCGGUGUGACCUGAAAGGUGGCAUUGUUGCCAGUAAUAACCUCCGAGUUUCUAAAGGCUGCCUCAGGGCAGCCAGUCUUGUGCAAAAACCCCUUAUUAAUGAGCAGCCCUGGCUGCAGUGUUGACAGUGGAGAUAGAGGAGGCCCUCUGUGAGUCAUUUCCCCGAGACUCAAGACAGGGAUCACCCAUCAGCUCAGAGCAUGCCAGCCUUGCCUUCCUGAGUACUCCUGCUUUGCAGCAAAGCACACAGGACGAAGUGGGUGUCCUGGGACAGAGACCAGCUUCUUCCUAGGAACCUGGAGAGUGGUUUAGCUCAGUGCCUUUGUCUUCGGUCUCCUGGAAGGAUUGUGUGUGUUCUCUGAAACAUCUCUGGUGUACAGAGGUAUCCAAGCUGGACUUUUUCCUCCACUCUGGGAAAUGUGCUUUGCCUAGUAGAAGAAUGUUCUUUCCAUUUCCUGUGUGUGCAUUCUUCUCUUGGAAGUGUGAAAAAAAAUGAUACUGUCUCCUUGAAGAUAGAUUUACUGCCAGUAAAACCCUUUUCUCCCAUUUCCUUAGAAAGUUUUGGAAAUGACAGCUAAAGAGGUAGUUCAAUCCAUAAAGGGCUGAGCACACAAACAAGAAUACCUGAGAUCAGAUUCUCAGCACUCAGGCAAGAUGCUGGGCACAGUGCUGUGCGUUUGUACUCCUAACGUUUGGGAGGCAGAGACAAGGGUAUCCCCGGCCAGCUAUUCUUGCCUAAUCAGUGAACUUCAUCUCUCAAUGAGAGAUCCUGUCUCAAAAAAUAAUGUGGAGAUUGAAAGAGGAAGAUACUUGAUAUUGACCGGUGACCUCUACACACACAUACAUUGUGCACACAGAGAAAAUAAUGGGGACAAGUGAGCACCCAGAAUGCUACACCCUGCCUUUAUGUGGCUCUUCUGUAGCAGAUAGCUAUCUUGUUAGAGGCAACUUUGGAGCCAGAAGCCAAGUUAAUCUAUCACACACAGCCAAGUGACACGAUGGUAUAAGGUUGUGUGACAUCUUUUUGUACCAGACUGUGGAAAUCAACAUUUCAGCUGAAUUACCCAUUCAGAAAUGAGCUAACAUUUCCUGUUUAUUUCUCCAUUCUAGACCAAUUAUCGGCAUCUUAUUCUCAAAUUUAGAAGAUGCAUGCCUAAUAUCAUUUUAGGUAUCCAGAAAUGGUCCACCAAAUAGAUGCCUCCAGUGCAACCUGGGGGUUCAUUAGAUUCAUUAAUUCAUAGUGGUCAAUAAACACUUUGAAGUCCUUUUAUGGAAGGAGCCACCUAAAUCCAAAGUGCUACUAUAAUCAGGUCUAAUGAGGCCAAUGGUUUAAAGAGAGGCCUUUAAAUCACAUAUAAAGCUCCUCUGCCAAUCAUCGGUACAGGACAAAAGUGGACAAGGCAGGUGAGUCUAGGUGCUCCUGUUUAAAAGCUUCCUGCUUGGUGGUGGAGCCACACUGAGGUCUGCUCAGUUGAAUGAAGCCAGAGGCACAGUGAGCCCCUGCCUGAUGGAUUCUCCAACUGUUAUAACUGUGUUCUAGGACACAUUAUUGUAAAGGCCACCACUCUGUGAAGUCUUAACCUGCAGGUUGCUGCCACUAAAGGCAUCUUCAAAGACAGAAGAGUUUUCCCUGGGAGGUUGCAAAGGAGGUAAGUGCUAGCUUUCUUGUAUCUUGUGAAGCACAGAAGAUUCUUUAUAAACAAAACCAAGGGAAGAACCUGUUUGGGAAGAGACAGAAUACAGCAAACCUCUGCUAAGUGUUAUGUGGGGUAAUGUGUGGAAGAUGUGGUAUCGGCGUGAUGCUGGAUUGGAAUUAACUGGGAGUUACGCUGUAGGAGGGUGCUCUAUCAACUCACAUGCUUGAGGCUGCAGGAAUGCUGGUGUAGAAGUGGAAAACAGACUUUGAAUUGGAAAUGAUUCUAAGCUUUUUAAUUUAUUUUUUUUUAAUCAGAGAAACUUCUUGUUAAGAAACCUUCAAGUUUAAAAAUUAAUCUGUUUCUAUUUCAAACCAGAGCAGGUCCCAAAGGAUAAGAGUCACCACCAUGGUACCCUCGGCGGUGUUCUGGGGACUUGUCGCCCUCAUUGGCACUUCCAGGGGCUCAUACCCGCUCACUCAUUCCAUGAACCCUCAUCUGUACCCUCGACAUUACCAUGGCUGCUAUGGAGACAUCAUGACCAUAGAGACUUUUGGGGCCCCCUGUGACAUAAACAAUCUGAUUAACUGUGGGAUCCACGGUUCGGAAAUGUUUGCGGAGAUGGACUUGAAAGCCAUAAAGCCUUACCGUAUCCUCAUCAAAGAAGUGGGACAGAGAUACUGCAUCGACCCAGCGAUCAUCGCAGCCAUCAUCUCCAGAGAAAGCCAUGGUGGAGUUGUCCUGCAAAAUGGCUGGGACCAUAGAGGGCAGAGAUUUGGCUUGAUGCAGCUUGAUAAAGCACACCAUCCUAUUGGUACCUGGGACAGCAAAGAACACCUUCUACAGUCCGUUGGGAUUCUAACAGAAAAAAUUAAGGCAAUCCAGAGAAAGUUUCCCACAUGGAAUCCUGUUCAGCACCUCAAAGGUGGUCUGACUGCUUUUAAGUCAGGAAUGGGAACCAUUGCCACUCCUGAAGACAUAGAAGUUGACUUAGUCGAUGACGUCAUUGCCCGUGCCAAAUUCUACAGAAGACAUGGCUUCUAGGCCACUGACGAGGUACUCAACCGGCCCCUCUUCCAGAGUUUGGUGUUAGCUCACUGCACUCAAUGGGAACAAAGAAAUGGUUAAAAUUAUGAAAGGAAGUUCAUCUCCAAUCGUUUUAAUAAAAGUAAGCAAAAGAAAGUAAGGAAAGAAGGAACAGAAGUGGUGAUGUAGUUUAGCUGGCUGAGCUCUCCUAGCAUGUGCAAGGCUCUAGGUUCCAUCUUUAUCACAAAGAAAAAAAAAACCCAUGUUCACAUACGGUUCCUAGGAAAUAUACAUAGACAUACAUGUAGUUUCUUUGUGGUCAAUAUAAGCAUCAUGACACAUGGCAUGGGCAUGUUCUAGCCAAGCUUCAUUUUAGCCUAUGAUUUGAAUGAUCACUUAUACCCUGUCUACCAGAAUUACAAAUAAGAAGUGAACCUUUAUCCCUUUCCCAGUAUCUGCCCCAAUUGUUAGGACUCUGCUCAUGAGAUGUGUCUGUCUCAGAGGCCAGAUCCUGGGGCAAUCGAUGGAGAGGAGAUGAUGGGUGUUGGUUGUGACUUGCGGUUGCCUCAAGAGAGGACACAAUAAUGUGUUGGAUUGUGAAGCUUUCGGUAUCCCUGCCAAGUGACUCCUCCUGGGUUUUUUGUUCUUGUUGGAGACGUUUGGUGGACACUUUCGGCCUGUCCCUUCUCUUUCUGAGAAGGAACCAGAAUUUUACCAUCCAUCCUUUAGCCACUUUGGAAAGAGUCAGAUAAACCAUUCUCUGCCCAAAGAUGACCCAAUCCAGCCUGAAGAAGGGGCCAAAUCAGAACUGGAACUGUUUUUGAGACAAGGUCUCAGUCUGUAUCCCAAGCUGCCCUCAAACCUAUAGAUCCUCCCACCGCGGCUUCUCAAAUUCUAUCACAAGUGUGGGCCAUCAUGCCUCUGUGUAAUCAUCUCUUAGGGUUUGACAAAGCCCAAGCUUUACCAGCGGUGAAAGAGUUUUGUUCUCACCCCUGCACGUGUUCAGUCUGAGGUGUUCUGCAGAUGUCCAUGCUGCUCUUUUAGUUCUUUUUCCCCUGGAAGCAUUGAUUUCAUUCAAUGCCAGCCCCUUUGAUGUCGCCAUUGCAGAGAUAGCUAAUAUGUAGGCCAGAUAAGCUUCAAAUAAUUUAUGAAACAUGAAAUAGUACACUGGCUUACACCCUGAGUCUAUUUCCCCAGGGUUCUUGUUCUGACAGACACACUCGGAGAUGUCCUAUAGAGUGUCACGUAUUAAACAUGUCUUGGUUUGGUUCCCUCAGAGCCAGACCUGCGACAAAAACAUGGGUGCAAAUAGUUUAUGUGGGGGGGGGGGGGCGCACAGAAAACAGUUAUAAAGUGGUUCAGUGAUAUGGGAUGAGAAAAUAUAAAACAUGCCUCACCAAUCCAACUACCCUAGUGAGGAAUGGAACUCAACCUUGCAGGAAAGCAAUGUGGAACGUGUGGAGCAUUCACCUCAGAGUCAUCUGCCUGCACUGGUGCAGGGCUGGCGUCUCUGCCCAGCUCCUCUGAAAGCCACUGGGUGAGGUGUCUGUCUGUACAGGGAGGGUAGUACAGACCCUUGCUAGUCCAAUCUUCUAAACAAGCACAAAUUUGUUCAAAUUUCCAAGAGUGAGGAGUUGCAGGCACAAAAAGGAACAUCAAGGGAGGAUUCUGAGAGGUUCGGGGACACGGAAGGUACUGACAGGGUCUGCUCCGUGAGGCAGGGCACAUUGUUCCAGUGCUUCUUGUUUGCAUCUCUGACUGAAUAGCAUGUUACAAAUAAUCUGGAAAGAAUACACAUGUCUAUUAUGCCUCCUGGUUUCUGUGCCGGGCUUCUGCAGAAUCUAUUAGAAUGAAUUAGACACAAUUGAGCUAUCUCAGUCUCCAUCCGUCUUGCAUCUGUAGCACAAGAGCGAAUUCCAAGGAAUUUACUGAGAACAAUGCCAAAACAUGCCACCAUUAAAUUUUCUUGUGUCUUCAUCCAUCUCCAUUUUCUUUAUAUUUGUUGCCUGUGUUCCUCUUAGAGAUAAUGAUUAUGAGUCAGGUUUCUCAUUGUAAAGUUUACUUUUCACUUUGAAAAAUUUCUUCCAAAUUGGGGUGAAUAGAGUUGCUGUAGUUUGGAUCUGGAGUGCCCCCCCCCCCAAAAAAAAAGCCUACGUUAAAUGCUCAGUCCCAACCUGGCAUCAACAGGAGGAGGUGGAAUCUUUGAGAGGUGGGGCCUACUGACAGGUCUUCUAGCCAUGGAGGAUACACCCUGGAAGUAGAUAUCAAGCCCCAGUCCCUCUUUUCUCCUCCCAUUCAUUUCCAACCACCAUGAGGUCAGCAGCUCUGCUCCCUCGUACAUUCCCUGCCAUAUGUUGCUUUGGUAAAGCUUUAUUCGUUUUCUUUGAUGCACCAUCUGAUAUAAGUGUUUUUGAGAAAUGCUCUUGCUAUGCAGCCCAGGCUGGCCUUAGACUCAAGUCUUUUGCCUCAGUAUCCUCAGCGCUGGGAUUACAGGUAUGCACUAUCAUACCUAUCAAACAAACACAGAAACAUACCCAUCUGCAUUUUUCUGUAAUUACUGUGUUUAAAGAUAACUACCUUUAUUGACUGACAGUUUUUCCAUACAAGGAAGCUAGCAAACAGAACAUGAAGAAUUUAGUGCCUAAGACCACUUAUCUCAUAUAUUGAUAAUUUCAAGGUAGUAAAAAUAGACAGAAAUAAUAUACAGAUCAGUCCUCAGUUUGCUGAUUGCCAUUUGAAGGGUAACCUUUUUUAUUUAGUGACCAGCGUUUUGUAUCUGACUCUUCAUCUUGUUUUUUGAGACAGGGUUUCAUUCUCUUCGUAAUCCUGGCUGUCCUGGAACUUGAUCUAUAGACCAAGCUGGCCUUGAACUCAUAGCGAUCUACUUGCCUCUUCCUCCAGUGUGCUGGGCAUGUGCCAACCCCAACCCCCGCCGAGACUUUAUAUCUGACUCUUAUUUGGGAAUAGUCAGAUGGUCACUAGAAGUCAGACCAAACCUCUGGCCAGACAAACGUAGACCACAGCAGAUAAAUCCAAAUGAAGCAAUCCAUAGAGUCAGGAAGUAAGAACUAAGGAACCAGUCCUUACAGGGUUUUGAGACCAUGUGAAGCAGAGGAACCUCAAUGUGAAGAGCUCAUCACCCACACAGCCCUUGGGGUAUACUACAGGAUGGACUUGUUUCAAUGAUAGACUGUGAGGAGCCAGAGCUCCUGCCUCCUCCAAGCCAGACAUGUAACUCCUCUCUUCCUUGGGAGGGGACAAGAGGACUGUACAUGCUCAGUCUUGCUUUACGUGCUCAUCGAGUGCUGGUUUUGAAGAGGUGACUUUCCAUCCGUUCUACAAUCACACAGAAGUGAAUUCUGCCAAUAAUCUCAGAGACUGGAAGCAGGUCCCUGCUCAGUCUUCACUCUGAGAACCUGAUGUUAGCAGGAACUAAUAUUUAUAGUAGCUCUGUGAGACUCUAAGGCAGUGGUUCUCAACCUGUGGGUCAUAAUCCCCUUGAGGGUUGAAAGACCCUUUCACAGGGGUUGCCUAAGACCACCGGAAAACACAGAUAUUUACUAAGAUUUGUAACAGUAGCAAAAUUACAGUUCUGAAGUAGCAAUGAAAGUAUUCUCUGGUGGGGGUCACACACCAUGAGGAACUGUACUAAAGGACUGUGGCCUUAGGAAGGCAGAAAACCACUGCUCUAAGCAGUCUACCCAGCUACGCUACCACCACACUUCUGACUCAUGGGAACCACGAGGUCGCAAGUGUUUUGAGCAGAUUUGCUUAUGAAACAACAGAGAGUAACUACAGCAGCCUAUGCUCUGGACUGUUUCUUUAGACAUUUUCAUUUCUAAAUAUUCAACUUAACAAUACUUUUAGUUGUGGGCUGUUGAAUUUAAGGUUAUUAUUACAACUGUAACUCUUUAAACAAAACCAACAAAAACAGAAAUCCAAAACAGCAAUGUAGUUUCUCCUGAUCUCCAUAUUAACAUUGAUACCAGAGGGACGACACAGAUAUUUUCAAGCCCACUGUAGGCAGGGAAAUGUUUUGUUGCAAUAUUCAGGCAGGUCUCUCUCUCACUAGACAGCAUUUAAAUAAGUCUUUGGACUCCUAUUUCCUCCAGGCUAUACACAUACUAGACAUUCAAUAAUUGUAGAAUUAAAAUUGCAAUUACCUUUGGGCUCAUUAAGGAAUAAAAUCCAGUUUCAUGCCUAUUGUUAAAGUGACACUUUUGCCUUAAUGCAGUACUUAAUGCUAAGACCUGUGACAGGACACUGUAACAAAUGUGCAUGUAAAUAUUGAUGUGACCUCAGCCAAACCCUAAAUCGGGAAUCCAUGGAAGUCUGGGAUCCAGACUUUAUUAAGGGAUGAAAUGUAAAUAACAGACUCAUGAAUACAGAAUGAAGUGGAGCCGCUGCCUCUUCAUCCACCAGAGAAGGAUGUGGAAAGCUCCAGACCAGGUCACCGAGCUGUGGUGUGGCAUCAGGAAACCUUCCACAUCUAAGAGAGCGUCUGAACUUCCUCCUCAGUUCUUUUUGUUUGUUUGUUUGUUUUUUGAGACAGGGUGUCUCUGUGUAGUUUUGGUGCCUGUCCUGGAACUCACUCUGUAGACCAGGCUGGCCUCGAACUCACAGAGAUCCGCCUGGCUCUGCCUCCCGAGUGCUGGAAUUAAAGGCAUGCGACACCACUGCCUGACUCGCUCCUCAGUUCUUAUCCGGUCAUGUACCCAGAGAAGACCACGCCCAUAGGACUAGUCACACCAACAUCAAUUGGCUAAGAGAAUCGAAUUCCCACAACAUUUCCCCUUUUUUGUCUAAUUAAGAAGGUUCUAAUCCUAAUAUAAAACUACAUAUAAGAACAAUUAUCAAGUAUUGUCCAGAGGAAAGAAAAGGUAACAACAUAAACAAAAGGGAACUACAACCAACAAGAACAACAUCGAGCAAGAAACACAUUCUAGAUGUCUAGACCAUAGGUAACUGGCAAAUUACAGAGACUACUCAAAUAGUUGUCCUAUCCUUAAGAGUCCAGCUCCUGUGCCUAUUAUGCCCUUAGCUAAGAUUCAAGAGGAUUGUAACUGUAACUAUCUAGUCUUCAACCCCAUCAAAGACCUGAGAAGGAAAAUAAUAUUACCGAGUGAACAAGAAGUGCAAGUGAGCAACUUCCGGAAAAUGCAAGAAAUGACAGAAACAGCUGGCUGCCUGGACAGUCACCCAACGUUUCUCUGCAACAUGGGGGCAUCCAGUUUUGGCUAUAGGCCUAGAAUAUCUGACAGGUCAGGGACAAAGAAAAGUAUAGGGCCAUAGAGUGCAAGUUUUCCACUAAUGAGUUGCCAAAGGCUUCUCACUACUGAAUCUUCCCUAGAAUUCUUAUAACGUCCUACUUUUCCAGGUAUCUGAAAAAGAAAAAUGAGAGGAUUCUCCUGGGCUAGAGAGACAGCUCAGCAAUUAAGGGUUCAUGCUGCUCUCCCAGAGGCCACAUGCUUGGUUCUCAGUGCCCACAACAGGUGGCUCACAAUGGCCUGUAACUAGAGAUCCAGGGCACCUGACACCCUCUUCUGGUCUUUUCAUACACCUGCACUCGUGUACAUACCCACGCACACUGCUAAAAAUAAAUGUUUCUUAAAAAUAGGAUCUUUGCAUAUGUAGGAAUUUAAGAUGAGGGCAUAGUGGGUUAGGGUAGACAUAAGAGGUCAUGUGGAUAAUAGUAAAUACAAAUAAACACACAUACACAUAAACUUAAAAAAUCUGAUAUUCCUUCCUAUUCAUUAUGUGUAUCUACUGAUGCAUAUGCACAUGUAUGUACACAAAGGCCAGCGGACCUUAUUUGCCAUUCCUCAGGCACCAUCCUUUAUUUAUUUUUGAGUGAGGGUCUCUCACUGGCCUGGGACUUGGCAAGUAGGAUAGGCCAUGGAUUGUCCUUCCUCAGUGAGGGAUUAAUGAGGGAGUGUUGGCAUGACUAGCUUUUUUAAAACAUGGUUUCUCAGGAGCAAACCCAGGUCCCAGGGCAAGACUUUACGGAGCUGUUUCUUUUGCCCCACUUCUCUUUCUUUAAAUGGUAAUCUGAACUAGUGACAGAGGACUCUUUGAAGUUCAAACACCACCCUAUUUAAUGCUUAAAACAGAAUGGCCUGCUGAAUAACUGCUAAAGCACCUUUAUUUCAUACACACCCUCGCUCUAGCAGGAAAAAUUUAUACAGAAGUGAAUGUUUUAUCUUGGCAGAGUGCAGUAAUCCAGUUCUGGCUAAAUCAGAACUGUAAUUCCAAAACAAAUACUUCCGUAAUUUAGAGAGGAGAUAAACCCAUGUUCAUGUCCCAGACACUGAGGCAGAGUGGUGCUCUAGCCCCAAUCCGAGUUUCAUGCCUCUGGUGGCAUCUUUGUUCUCUUGGCACCUUUGGAAUUCUCCGACAGCAUCAUUCACUCAAAGAACCUGCUACGGUUUAAGUAUGGUUUGCUCCCCCCAAAUGUUUGUGUGCUGAAAAAUUGAUCUUCCGUGUAGUAGGAUGUGUAUGAGGUUGACUUAGUGGGAGGUGACUGGAUCUUGGAGCCAUCACAUGCAGAAGGGAUUAACGCCCAUCUCUGAGAGCAGGUUGUCACCAAGUGUCUCCUCCCUUCACUCUCUUGCUUCCUCUUUUGUUCAUUCAUUUUUAGUUAAAAUAUGACAUCAAUUCCCUCUUUCCCUCUCCAAUCCCUCCCAAGUCUCCCCCUUCAAACUGAUAGCCUUAUUAUUAUUAUAUAUAUAUUAUACUCAGGGAAACAGAGGCAUAAAUGUUUACAUAUAACUCCUGAGUCUAUUUGGUAUUGCUUGUGAGUACAUGGUUUUAGGGCUGACAACUUUGUAUUGGAUAGCCAAUUAGAGGACAGAUUUUUGGGAGAGAACUACUCUCUAUCUCAGCAGUCAGUAACUGCUGUACUUGUCUAGGGGUGGGACACCUGCCCACCCAUGAGAUUUCCCCCGUCCAUGUUAGCCUGUCUAUUGGUUAUUGUCCAGGAAUUGUUUAGCCGGCCAUACACUGUUGAGAUACUGUGGGUACAGCUUCCCUGUCAGUGCUAAGAGAGAAAAUCUCACAGCAAACUUCUGGUUUUCCGGCUCUUACAAUCUUUCUGCCCCCACUUCCAAGAUGUUCCCUGAGCCUUAUGUGCAGGAGUUGAGUUGUGGAUGUAUUGACUGGGACUGAACUCCCAGUCAGUGAUCUCCUCACUGGAGGGAAAUCAUGCUCGGUACUAGAAAUCCUACCAACUACCUACAGCUGGUGAGGUCAUCAGUCUUAGAGGAGACCCUUCUAUUACCACAUUAGUAGACCACUAUAAUUUCUAUCUGUAGUCGAAAAGGUAUCCUUGCCUGUAGCUGAGUGUAGCUCUCACUCAAAAUCAAAGAAGCUUCUCUUUGCUGCAAAUGGAAACCAUUUGUUUGUUUUGAGACAGAGCCUCACUGCAUAGUCUUGGCUGGCCUAGAACUCAAGAUGUAGACCAGGCCGCCUUGAACCCCUAAGAGAUGCAUCUGUCUCUUCUUUCUGAGUGCUAGGAUUAAGGGUGUGUGUGCCACACCUGGCUCUUGCUUCCUAUCUUGCUUGCGAUCUCUUCCACCACUGACAUAAAAAAUGUUGUGAUGUCACCUAUCAUGCUUUGAUCCUGCAGCAGGUCCUCAUGAGAUAUGCUGCCCUAGCUCAGACUUUUCAGUACUUAGAACAAAAAUAAACUCCCUUGCCCAAUAAGCUUUGGGUGCUUCCUUACAGAAACACAGGACUGACUACAACACAGCCACUCACAACGUUUGUAGAAUUCAAUGAGAAAGCAAUUAGAGAAUAAAGCAGUUUCUACAAAGAGAUAACACACUGUUAAAGGGUUAGGGGCCUAAAGUUUGAUGAUCAGA